CAAAUUCCAUGAAAUCGAUUUGUGCUUUGAAGCAUGAUUACACAAAACUAGUCUCGAAUCCGCCGGCACGCGUGCAAGCGAUUGCGUUUCAGGUAGAAUAACACAUAACUAGUGCUCGAACGUAUUUUAUUUUCUAAGACAAUGGCCGAGAUAGAUCUAUCACCUGCAAAGGAUAAAGGUGUAUUGAAGGAAAUUAUCAAGGAAGGAGAAGGAGAUGCAACUCCUACAACUGGUUGCAAAGUAAAAGUCCAUUAUACUGGUACCUUGCUGGAUGGAACAAAAUUCGAUUCCAGUAAAGACAGGGACAAACCAUUUAAAUUUGAUCUUGGACGAGGCAGCGUUAUUAAAGCAUGGGACAUUGGUGUAGCUAGUAUGAAAAAGGGUGAAGUUGCUAUAUUGACGUGUGCACCCGAAUAUGCCUAUGGCAAGAGUGGUAGCCCACCAUUAAUCCCACCUGAUGCUACUCUGAAAUUUGAAGUUGAGCUACUUGAUUGGUAUGGAGAAGAUCUAAGUCCAAACAAGGAUAAAAGCAUUGAAAGAUUCCAGAUUGUUGCUGGAAAGCCUUAUGCUAAUCCUGAAGAUGGUGCCCAAGUGAACAUACAUUUGGUUGGGAAGUAUAAUGGACAAAUAUUUGAAGAGAGAGAUGUAGAAUUUACUCUUGGAGAAGGUGAAAUUGAGGGAAUUGUGGAGGGUGUAGAAAUAGCACUGCAACGUUUUUUAAGUGGAGAGAAAUCUAGACUUUUAAUUAAGAGUAAAUAUGCAUUCAAGGAAAAAGGAAAUCCUGAAUUUAAUAUUCCGCCGAAUGCAGAUGUGGAAUAUGAAGUAGAAUUAAAGAACUUUGAAAAGGAAACAGGCAUAUGGUCAAUGAAGCCAGCAGAAAAGAUAGAACAAGCAAAGAUACAGAAAGAAAAAGGAACGAAAUAUUUAACAUCUGAUAAAAUCAAUUUAGCUAUUAAAGUUUACCAGAAAGUUUUCAAGUAUUUAGAUAGUAAAUCAGAUUUCGAAGAUGAUCUCAUGAAAGAGAGGGAUAACCUGGUAUUAACGACUCACUUAAAUCUUGCUUUAUGCUAUCUAAAAAUCGACGAGAACAUUUUGGCAAAAGAACAAUGUACUAAAGCUUUAGAAUUGGACCCUAAGAAUGAAAAAGCCUUGUUCAGAAGAGGACAAGCACAUCUUAAGCUUGCAUCACCUGAAGAUGCUAUCAUAGAUUUCCAGCAGGUUCUAAAAGUACAGCCAAAAAAUACAGCCGCGUCUAAACAAAUUUCAGUUUGUAAUUAUCUUAUUAAGAAGCAGUUAGCUAAAGAGAAGAAACUUUAUGCGAACAUGUUUGAUAAGUUUGCGCAAGAGGAUAAACAGGAGGAGCAAAAACUGAAGGAACAACCAGAUGUGAUGCAUGGGGCUCUAGGAGAAUGGGGACAGGAAGAAAGACCCGGAGGUAGAGAUGCAACUGCCUUUGAAAAGGAAAAUCCCAACAUACUUAUGCUCAACGCUAAUGGUUCCGGUGAAUUCAAAAACAUGUAAACAAUGGCCUUUUUUUUUUCUUUCUUUCUUUAUACUGCCUUGUGUAACUGCCAGUGAACUGAUAUCUCGUUAAAUUUAUUUUUGAUGUAAUUUUAAAUACUAUCAGCUUUUAAAAAAAUUUAACUAUAUAUGUGUUAAAUACAUGUGUUUGACAUAUAUAUUGAGACCUUGCCAAAUUUUUAAAUAUCUUUAUCAUAUAUGAUGUACAUGGAUCAUGAAUUUUAUGUUCUUUUAUUCAUGUACAUGAAUUAUAUGCAAAAAAUUUUUAAGACCACAUUCUCAUUCUUUCAUGGAAUGAGUAGAGAAUAGAAUAUUUCUUUAAAAAACCAUCUUAAUAGAAUACAAUUUCAAGACAUGAUCAUGUCUGUAUCUAUUGUAUUCCAAUUAUGAACGCAUCAUAUUUCAAAAUAUGGCAUUCCAUGGUAUGAUGCCAUUGUUCUUAAACUUACUUUAGUAUAUUAAUUAGCAUUAUGCACACUGUAAUGACAUCUAAAGAGGAAUUAAUAUGAAUUUAAAUGAAUGAGUACAUUCAUAUGAUAUACAAACUAUCCCAGUGAAUAAAAAUGCGUCUGGAAUUAUAAUUAUGUAUUUUGUGUAAGUUAAAAAGAAUAUCCAAUAUUAAUAAAAAAAAAAUACAUAUAUA
Cataglyphis hispanica is the source of this 2164-nucleotide messenger RNA. RefSeq names its product FK506-binding protein 59-like (gene Fkbp59). Gene Ontology annotation, molecular function: peptidyl-prolyl cis-trans isomerase activity; protein binding. The coding region runs from base 142 to 1521 and encodes 459 amino acids. NCBI's taxonomy places the organism in Eukaryota, Metazoa, Arthropoda, Insecta, Hymenoptera, Formicidae. The transcript has 6 exons. The record is from RefSeq and is a predicted model, not a curated record.